Gossypium raimondii (Peruvian cotton) is the source of this 2003-nucleotide messenger RNA. RefSeq names its product protein SLENDER RICE1-LIKE 1. Gene Ontology annotation, cellular component: nucleus. The record is from RefSeq and is a predicted model, not a curated record. Bases 207 to 1832 code for a protein of 541 amino acids. Gene Ontology annotation, molecular function: DNA-binding transcription factor activity; sequence-specific DNA binding. Gene Ontology annotation, biological process: regulation of DNA-templated transcription. The transcript has a single exon. Lineage: Eukaryota; Viridiplantae; Streptophyta; Magnoliopsida; Malvales; Malvaceae.
CAAAUUAAAAGCUCAUCUCUUUAUUUAUGAUUAUUUUUUCAUAUUUUCACCUCACUUUUCCAGCCAUUUCUCUGCCUACACUCGCUCGCUCACUCGCUCGCUCUCUUUCUCGCCAAAAUCUGGGCGUUUUAGAGAUCUCUCUCUUAUUUGAUUAUUUCCCAACUUCAAUUUCUUUUUAAGGGAAACGAAGAAAAGGGAUUUGAAUCAUGGUGCUGUACGACUCCGCCACGCUAGGGGGGAGUUGCAGCGGCAGCUCAUCCUCCUCUUCCUCCUCCAAGCCGCCGCCCUUGCAGCAGCGGCAGCAGACGCAGCAAGAUAUUGAUGGUCUUCUCGCCGGAGCUGGAUACAGAGUUAGGUCAUCGGAGCUGCGAAAAGUAGCUCAGCGUCUUGAACGACUUGAAACCGCCAUGGUUAAUUCUCCCGCAGAUUUGUCUCAACUUGCUUCCGAUACCAUCCACUAUAACCCUUCCGAUCUAGCCUCCUGGGUUGACUCGCUGCUGUCCGAGUUUACUCAGCCUCCUACUUGUCCCUCCGAGUUCAUCAUGGAUCCUGAAACCAAUCAGACGGUGGUAAGCGACGCAUGGACCACUGCCGAACCUCAUAUGCCGCAGGUGCACCAGAAUAUUUCUUACGAGCAACAAAGUUUGAAUAAUCAGUUAACGGUUGUAACAGCAAUGGAGGAAGAUUCCGGUAUACGGCUGGUUCAUAUGUUGAUGACGUGUGCGGAGUGCGUUCAACGUGGAGACUUCUCAUUGGCUACUUCAUGUCUCGAAGACAUGCAAGGGUUACUGACACGUGUUAACACCGUCUGCGGUAUCGGUAAAGUUGCUGGACAUUUUAUAGAUGCUUUGAGCCGUCGUAUUUUCCAAGGAAUUGGGGGCGGUACUAUCAACGGUGGUUCUGCUUAUGAGAAUGAGAUUUUGUAUCAUCAUUUUUACGAAGCGUGUCCGUACUUGAAAUUCGCACACUUCACUGCUAAUCAGGCGAUUCUCGAAGCUUUCGACGGUCACGAUUGCGUCCACGUGGUGGAUUUCAAUUUGAUGCACGGCUUACAAUGGCCAGCUUUGAUACAAGCCCUUGCCUUACGUCCCGGUGGACCCCCUUUACUUCGGCUCACCGGCAUUGGACCACCAUCACCAGAUGGCCGUGACUCGCUUCGCGAAAUCGGGUUGCGACUCGCCGAGUUGGCUCGUUCCGUCAACGUUCGUUUCGCCUUCCGUGGAGUCGCGGCUUCCAGGCUUGAAGACGUUAAGCCGUGGAUGCUUCAAGUGAAUCCAAAAGAAUCGGUGGCAGUUAACUCAAUCAUGCAGCUUCACCGCUUACUCGGGUCUGAUCUAAAUCGGAAUUCCCCUAUCGAAACGGUUUUAAGUUGGAUCCGGAGCUUAAACCCGAAAAUCAUGACAGUCGUUGAACAAGAAGCAAACCACAACCAACCCGGUUUUCUAGACCGAUUUACCGAAGCUCUUCAUUAUUAUUCAACCAUGUUCGAUUCUUUAGAGGCUUGUACCGUUCAGCCACACAAGGCUUUAGCCGAGAUAUACAUCCAGAGAGAAAUCGCUAACGUGGUGAGCUGUGAAGGGUCGGCUCGAGUUGAAAGACACGAACCGUUAUCUAAGUGGAGGACACGGCUUAGUGGAGCCGGAUUUAGGCCAUUGCAUUUGGGGUCCAACGCGUAUAAGCAAGCUAGCAUGUUGUUGACGUUGUUCUCGGCGGAAGGGUAUUCAGUGGAAGAAAAUGAUGGGUGUUUGACUCUAGGUUGGCAUAGUCGUCCCCUCAUUGCUGCUUCGGCUUGGCAAGCCGUAUCUGAUGGGACGGCUGAUUUCCCAGCAUAGGAUACUCUCCAUCAGCCAUCCUAAUGGAAGGGCAGGCUAAUAGUAGGUAAAAUAGUUACAACUAAGACCUCGCUGUAAAUUUGGGGUAAUUUGGUUAUUUUUGGGAAGAUUUUUCCUUUUUUUCCAGCAUUAAUCCAUGUUAUUUUCAAUGAGAUUUUACUUCAGGAGAAA